AUGAACUCCUCCCGAGUUUCUUACUUCACUCUGGCUGCUUAUCUGGACUCUGGACUGUUGAGAUACUUGUUCUUCAUGCUGGUCCUGUCGUUGUACUUGUUGAUCCUUUGUGCCAACGUGCUGCUGAUUGUCGUUAUCUGUAUGAACAGAAGUCUACAUGAACCUAUGUACGUGUUUCUGUGCAGCCUGUUUGUAAAUGAACUGUAUGGUAGCACAGGGUUGUUUCCUUUCCUCCUGCUUCAGAUUCUCUCAGACGUUCACACUGUUUCUCUUCCUCUUUGUUUCCUGCAGAUCUUCUGCGUUCACUCUUAUGGUCACGUAGAAUUUAUGACUUUAGCCAUUAUGUCUUAUGACCGAUACCUUGCUAUAUGUUGCCCUCUACAGUAUAACAGCAUUAUGACAGUGAACAAGGUCGCUGUUCUUACUGCAGUAAUCUGGUUAUUCUCUGUCUGUGGGAUCCUGGUCAUUGUGUCUCUAACGGCUCGUCUGAAACUCUGUGGGAACAUUAUCAACAAAGUUUACUGCGACAACUAUUCUCUGGUGAAGCUGGCCUGUUCCGACACAUCCGUCAAUAACAUCUUUGGACUCGUGUACAUGUUUUCUAUAGUAAUUGGUCUCGUUGUUUUAAUCCUCUACACGUACGUGAGGAUUUUAAAGGUUUGUUUCUCUGGUUCUAAGCAGACGAGACAAAAAGCCGUCAGCACCUGCACCCCCCACCUGGCCUCGCUGCUCAACUUCUCCUUCGGGGCUUUCUUUGAAAUAGUUCAGAGCAGGUUCAAUAUGAGCAGUUUAAACAUGAUGUUACGUGUGUUGUUAUCUUUAUAUUGGCUAACAUGUCAACCACUAUUCAAUCCUGUUCUGUACGGACUGCAAAUGUCCAAAAUACGCAUCAUGUGUAAAAAUAUGCUGUGGGGGAAAAAACUCUAA
Molecule: messenger RNA, 927 nt
Organism: Hippoglossus stenolepis (Pacific halibut)
Lineage: Eukaryota; Metazoa; Chordata; Actinopteri; Pleuronectiformes; Pleuronectidae
Product: olfactory receptor 6N1-like
Exons: 1
Coding region: 1-927 (308 amino acids)
Biological process (GO): G protein-coupled receptor signaling pathway
Cellular component (GO): membrane
Molecular function (GO): G protein-coupled receptor activity; olfactory receptor activity
Source: RefSeq, a predicted model, not a curated record